Messenger RNA from Dreissena polymorpha, 2041 nucleotides. RefSeq lists its product as uncharacterized. The transcript has 4 exons. The coding region runs from base 308 to 1684 and encodes 458 amino acids. The record is from RefSeq and is a predicted model, not a curated record. Lineage: Eukaryota; Metazoa; Mollusca; Bivalvia; Myida; Dreissenidae. Gene Ontology annotation, biological process: lipid metabolic process. Gene Ontology annotation, cellular component: membrane.
AGUAAUUUUGGGUUUUACUCAAACAUAUUAAAAAAUUACGAAUGAUGAUUUUUUUUUGUUAGCUCAACUGUUUGCAGUGAUUUGCGUGAAAGCCGCAGUUUUAACUGAAUCAUGCGGUUCCCAGAGCUCCUGCGAAUUGUGCACAAAAACGGGCACCUACAUUCCUGGCGUAAUAUGUCGAUGGUGUAGGGCGACCAGAACAUGUCACACGUUUGGCUCACCCUUGAACAUAUGCCAAUCAAGCGUGACGGAACCGGCUCAGUGCGAAGGAAGAUACAGUCACAGCAAGGCCUUCACAUUUGCCAAAAUGAACGCUGUGGCCUACGCAGAACCAGAACAUUUGAAAAAAUGUUUUAACGCACUUUUUCCUGACAAUGACUUCGAGAUUAUAGAAGCUAUCGGCAGGAAGUGUGGAGCAAGGUGGGGCAUUGACUUUGAGGAAUGUUUUGCAUAUGUUGCAAUAUCUAAAAAGAGCGAAACUAUUAUCGUCAGCUAUCGCGGAACGUCAGGAAAUAAACUUCAACAAGCUUUACAUAUAUUUCAACAAAUGUCGUCAUACACAAUUGAGGUCAAUUCAUAUUUCAAUUCUACGUUUAAAAGACUAUAUGAUCCGUGUAUUCGCGACAGUGUCAAGCAGCUCGCUAAAGAUUUCAAGAAUUAUGAAGUGGUCGUUACAGGUUACUCUUUAGGUGGCGCGCUUGCAUCAUUGACUGCUUAUGCUCUAGUUAAAGAGGGCGUUGUUGCAAAAGAUCGAUUAACAUUGUACACGUUUGGAAGUCCGCGUGUUGGUGGCAAGAGGUACUCGAUUGAUCAUGAUGAGACUGUUCCAAAUAGUUGGCGAAUCAUCAAUUGGCAUGACAUUGCUCCAAUGCUUCCCCUCGAAAUAGCUGGAUAUUACCACCAUAAAACUGCGGUUUUGUAUAUAGACAAUAUAUUCCCAGAUUUAGGAUACAUAGUUUGCACAGACGAGGAAAAAGACGUUAGAUGUCAAUUACCGGUGCCUUGGCCGUCACUUGAUCAACAUACCACCUAUUUUGGAAUAAACUUGGGAAGCUUCUGUCAAACCAAAUUAAAAUACAAACGAGCCACGAAAGAAUCCACAUUCCCUGACGACCACUGUGAGGUCAUUUCGCUGAAAGACGAUGACAAGAUUUCCAACACUAUUAUAAAAAACGUAACAGAGAGCGCGUGCGAUUUCGAACAGAACAAUUGUGACUGGAUGAAAAGUAUCGAAAGAACAUUCGCAUUCAAGAGAAAGAAAGGACCAAGCGACGACGACAAAGCAGGGGUGACCGGGCCAGAGUCAGAUUCAACGGGUUCAGGUUACUACAUAUACGCCGAGGCAUCAGGAAAUAUGGAACAAUUGGCAAAACUGCGCUCUCCAAACUUUUUCCCGGGCAGGUAUUGCUUCGAGUUUUUCUACCACAUGUACGGCGAGGAUAUGGGCUCUCUAACGCUCACUAUGAACUCUGUACCAUUCAGUUUGUGGUACUGGUCGAAUGUUUUUAAGGUAUCUGGAAAUCAAGGAAAGGACUGGAAGAGUGUUCGCAUUGACGUGGACGGUAGUCCUAUUAUUGAAUGGCGGAAUUUCAUGAUCUAUUUUGAAUUCGAGGCGAGAAUCGGCAAAAGCUACAGAAGCGAUAUCGCCAUAGACAGCAUCCACAUUACACCAACGAAGUGUUGAAUAUCAGUUUAUGAUGAGUCAACUUUGUACUAAUAACUAAGCAGGUCUUUUGUGAGUAAUAUUAUUCUAAUUAUCCUCAUUGCUACAUGCUUAUGAUAUUUUAUCAAUGUAGCAGUUCUGUUAUUAUUUUUGUGUUCGUGUUUUUGAAUUUCAAUUGUUUCUUACGACUUGUUUUCAACUAGUGCGCACUUUUCGUCAUUUAUUUUUGUAUCAUAAUACAGCGUGUACCGCAUACUAUCAUUCUGCUGGAUACUUUGGUAGCAUUUGUUAUACAUUUCACUUUUUUUUAAUCAGAAAAAAUUGAAUCGUCUUAUCAAAAAACAAACAAAAUACAAAUAAUUCAUUACUCUUUUACAU